Messenger RNA from Pteropus alecto (black flying fox), 2177 nucleotides. RefSeq names its product EPS8 like 2 (gene EPS8L2). Gene Ontology annotation, molecular function: actin binding. The record is from RefSeq and is a predicted model, not a curated record. Gene Ontology annotation, cellular component: plasma membrane; vesicle; ruffle membrane. Bases 144 to 2177 code for a protein of 677 amino acids. Lineage: Eukaryota; Metazoa; Chordata; Mammalia; Chiroptera; Pteropodidae. Gene Ontology annotation, biological process: regulation of Rho protein signal transduction; positive regulation of ruffle assembly; Rho protein signal transduction. The transcript has 16 exons.
UUAGCCCUUAGCUGCCCACCCCAGGGAAAGGCUGCUGAAGAGGGGAGGGGCUCUGCCCCUAUGCCGGCCGGACUGGGCCCCUGCUGGCCAGUUGAGGUUGGGGCCACUUAAAAGGGGCUAGACCCUGACCUCCCCAGGGCAGCAUGUCACCCGGACCCAGGCACAGCUCAGCCAUCCCAGAAAGGGCUGAGCUUCAACCCGCACGUCCCCGCGGCCGCGGGAGUCUGGCUUUGGGGGUGGGGUCUGCGCUGGAGGCACAGGGUGUUGGGGACCCACCACUGGGAGCCCUGGUGGGGGCGGGGUCUGGAGCAGGGGGCGGGGUGUCCACGUUCCGCCUUCCCCGCCCCCGCGCCUGCGGUGUCCAGGUUCCAACCUGCUGCUCAGGUUCCUCCUGGCGGCUCCGCCCCGGUCCGGUCGGGCCCAGCCCCGCGCGUGUCCCUCCUGCCUGCCGGGGCCCAGAGCCGACAGACGGGCGGACGGACGCCUCGGACAAGGGAACCAGCGGGCGGCGUCGUGGGCCGGAGGAGCAGGUGUGGGCCAGGCACUGGGCCCUGGACCCAGGCCCCACGGAUAUCUGCCCUCCACCGCCAGCCACCAGCAAGGACACCAUGAGCCAGUCUGUGAGCUGCUGCCCGGGAGCUGCCAAUGGCAGCCUGGGCCGGGCUGACAGCGUGGCCAAGAUGAGCGCCAAGGACCUGUUUGAACAGAGGAAGAAGUACUCCAACUCCAAUGUCAUCAUGCACGAGACGUCCCAGUACCAUGUCCAGCACUUGGCCACAUUCAUCAUGGACAAGAGUGAGGCCAUUGUGUCCGUGGACGACGCCAUCCGGAAGCUGGUGCAGCUGAGCUCCAAGGAGAAAAUCUGGACACAGGAGAUGCUGCUGCAGGUCAACGACCAGUCGCUUCGACUGCUGGACGUGGAGUCCCAGGAGGAGCUGGAGAACUUCCCCCUGCCCACCGUGAGGCAUUGCCAGACGGUGCUGAACCAGCUGCGCUACCCGUCCGUGAUGCUGCUGGUGUGCCAGGACUCCGAGCAGAGCAAGCCCGACAUCCACUUCUUCCACUGCGACGAGGUGGAGGCGGAGCUGGUGCACGAGGACAUCGAGAGCGCGCUGGCGGACUGCCGCCUGGGGAAGAAGCAAAUCCUCAACUGCGCCCUGGACGACAUAGAGUGGUUCGUGGCGCGGCUGCAGAAGGCGGCCGAGGCGUUCAAACAGCUCAACCAGCGCAAGAAGGGGAAGAAGAAGGGGAAGAAGGGGCCGUGGGCUGGGGUCCAGUGGGCGCAAUCCCCCCUGAACCCCACCGAUCCCCAGAUCGUCAGCACCUGUGGUGGCCCGGACAUCGCGCGUUCUGUCUCCAGCCCCCUGCUCUCCCGAGAGGCUGUGGGCUUCCUGCGAGGCCACUUAGUUCCCAAGGAGAUGGCACUGUGGGAAUCACUGGGGGAGACUUGGACACGCCCCCGCUCCGAGUGGCCCCGGGAGCCGCAGGUGCCUCUCUACGUGCCCAAGUUCCACAGUGGCUGGGAGUCCCCCCUGGACGUGCUGCAGGAGGCCCCCUGGGAAGCAGAGGGGCUGGCACCCGCCCCCACUGACGAGCCAACUCCAGCGAGCCGCCUACCCUUUCGAAACUCCUCGAAGCACAACCUGGUACCUGAGCCCACAGCCCCAGGAGACGUCCUCCCCCCAGUCAGCUCCCCACAUGUUCACAGGGGCUACGAACCCACACCAGCCAUGGCCAAGUACGUCAGGGUCCUCUACGACUUCACGGCCCGCAAUGCCAAUGAGCUGUCAGUGCUCAAGGACGAGGUCCUGGAGGUGCUGGAAGACAGCCACCAGUGGUGGAAACUUCGCAAUCGCAGUGGCCAGGCAGGCUAUGUCCCCCACAACAUCCUGGACGAGACGCGGCUGGAGGACGUGGGUGUCCCUCCAGAGCAGACUGGUCCGAAAUAUUGGGGUGCUGCUAGCCCCACUCACAAGCUACCGCCAAGCUUCGCUGGGAACAAAGAUGAGCUGAUCCACCACAUGGACGAGGUCAACGACGAGCUCAUCAAGAAGAUCAGCCACAUCAAGUCACAGCCGCAGCGAAACUUCCGCAAGCAGCAAAGUGGGUCCGAGCUGGAGGAACUCAUGAACAAGUUUCACUCUAAGACUCAGAGGAGGAUGGAGGAAGACAGCUAG